UUCCCUCAAUAGAAGCUGUUUGAAGCAGUUUGAAACUUGAUGCACUUUAGUGAGAUAUUCAAUAUUUUUUUUUCUUUUCUUUUGUUAAAUUUAAAAUACUUUAGUGUGUUAAAGUUGUUGUGCAUUUGAUUCAAAUUUAAUUAAGUGAACUAUAAGGACUCAUGGAUCAACAGCAGCAGAAGCACUGAGUUGUGAUAAGAAGAAAAUGCCUGGAAUCUUCUUUUUUUUCUAUCUGGGUCUCCUAAUUGGAGUUUCUGCUGAUCCAGACCCAACAGAUGAACAAUUUCAUAAGAUACCGAAAAACAGAGAGGAAGAUAAAUGUUACGAUAACUCAGGAAGAGCUCAGAGGUGUAUACCGCCGUUUGAAAAUGCUGCUUUCAGUGUUGUAAUGGAAGCUACAAACACUUGCGGAGAAGAAGGACCUACUGAGUACUGUAUGCAAACGCACAACGAUAACCAAAAUAAUGAAAAAUCUUGUGAAAUUUGUAAACAAGAAGAUCAUUCUGCAAUAUUUCUCACUGAUCAUGACAAUAAUGAUAAUGCUACUUGGUGGCAAUCUACAACCAUGUUGGAUGGAAUCCAAUUUCCAAAUCAAGUCAAUCUUACACUUCGCCUUGGGAAAACAUUUGACAUUACAUAUGUGAGAGUGUUAUUUGAGUCUCCACGGCCAGAAAGUUGGGGAAUUUACAAAAGGAGAAAUGACAAAUCUUUCUGGGAACCAUAUCAAUUUUACUCAGCCACGUGUCGAGAUACUUACGGACUGCCAGAGUCUAAAGACACUACACGUGGGGAUGACACUCGAGUACUUUGCACAUCUGAAUAUUCCGACAUUUCUCCUUUAUCUAAAGGAACUGUGGCAUUUUCUACUCUAGAAGGACGACCAUCUGCUUACUACUUUGAGACCAACACCGAAUUGCAGGAAUGGGUCCAAGCUACAGAUUUGAGAAUUACUUUAGACAGAUUAAAUACAUUCGGAGAUGAAGUGUUUGGAGAUGAUCAAGUAUUAAAAUCUUAUUACUAUGCAAUUGCUGAUGUAGCUGUGGGAGCUCGUUGCGCUUGUAAUGGACAUGCCGGUGAAUGUGUCAACAGCACCAGCGUUGACGGAAGGACGAGGAGAGUUUGUCGCUGCGAACAUUUUACAACUGGUCCAGACUGUAAUGAGUGCCUACCAUUUUAUAAUGAUGCUCCCUGGGGUCGUGCUACGACCAUAGAUGCGCAUGAAUGCAAACCUUGUAACUGCAAUGGCUAUUCGGAUCGCUGUUACUUUGAUAAAGAAUUAUACAAAUUAACUGGACAUGGAGGUCACUGCUUGGACUGUCAAUCCAAUCGGGCUGGAGCAAAUUGCGAAAGAUGUCGAGAAAAUUUUUACCAACGAACUGAAGAUAAUUACUGUGUUGCUUGUAAUUGUGAUGAAACAGGUUCAAGAAGUUUACAAUGCAAUAGUGAAGGCAAAUGUCAAUGCAAGCCUGGUGUCACAGGCGAUAAAUGUGAUAGAUGUUUGGCAAAUUUCUAUAAUUUUGGUUCUUAUGGAUGCGCUUCUUGUGAAUGCUUUGAAGCAGGAUCUUUUAAAAAUAAACCCAAUUGUGAUCCUGUGAGUGGUACAUGCCGAUGCAAAGAUAAUGUUGAAGGGAAAAGAUGUCGAACCUGUCGGCCUGGAUUUUUCAAUCUUGCAUUAGAAAAUGAAUUUGGUUGUACUCCCUGUUUUUGUUAUGGCCAUUCAGUGCUUUGCAAUGCAGCAACAGGUUAUUCAAAGACAGCAAUUGAAAGUAAUUUUGUUAGAGGAAACGAACGCUGGACAGCUGGAGUUGCCACUGGAACUCCAAUUCCCCUAAAUUACGAUGCGCUUACACAAACAAUAGCUGUCACUGCUCCUGAUAGAGAUAAUGUUUACUUCCUUGCACCAGAAAGAUUUCUUGGCGAUCAAAGGGCAUCAUAUAAUCAAGAUUUUAGCUUCACCUUAAGAAUCGGUGAAACCGGACCAGCUCCAACAGCUCGAGAUAUUGUUAUUGAAAGUGGAAAUGGUGAACAGAUCACGCAACCUAUUUUCGGACAAGAUAAUCGCCUACCAACUAUAACUGCACAAGAAUACAAAUUCAAAUUGCAUGAACAUCCUGACUAUGGAUGGCAGCCAAGACUUAGUUCCAGAAAUUUCAUUUCCAUUCUUUCAAAUUUAACAAUUAUUAAAAUUCGUGGCACAUACACUCAUCAAGGUAGAGGAUUUUUGGACGACGUCAAGAUAGAAACAGCACACCGUGGAGCAGCUGGAGAGCCUGCAGAUUGGAUUGAACAUUGUCAAUGUCCAACAGGAUAUGUUGGCCAAUUUUGUGAAUCCUGUGCUCCAGGUUAUCAUCAUGAUCCACCAAAUGGAGGACCAUUCGCUCUUUGUGUUCCUUGUAAUUGUAACGGGCAUGCUGACAUUUGUGAAACGGAAACAGGUCAAUGUAUUUGCCAAGAUAAUACAGCUGGAAGUAAUUGUGAAUUAUGUGCUCGUGGAUAUUAUGGACAUCCUUUGAAAGGAACAUCUAAUGACUGCAAACCAUGUCCAUGUCCUGAUAAUGGACCUUGUAUUCUUCUAGGAACUAAUCCGGAACCAAUUUGCUCUGAAUGUCCACUGGGAAGAACAGGUCCACGUUGCGAAACUUGUUCAGAUGGAUACUUUGGAAAUCCGGAAAAGGGACAAGCAUGUCGUCCAUGUGAAUGCAAUAAUAAUAUUGAUUUAAAUGCUGUCCGUAAUUGUAAUCAUGAAAGUGGCGAGUGUCUUAAAUGUGUAAAUAACACUGCCGGUUUUCACUGUGACGAAUGCCUUCGAGGAUAUUAUGGAGAUGCUUUGUCUAAUAAGAAAGAGGAUAGUUGUAAAUUAUGUCAAUGUUUUGCUCCCGGAUCAUUGGAACUUGAUGAUGGAAGUGUAGCUCCUUGUGAUCAACUUAGUGGUCAUUGUUCGUGUAAGGCUCAUGUAAUUGGUCGAAAUUGUGACAAAUGUGAAGAUGGGUAUUACCACAUUAUUAGUGGCGAGGGUUGCACAGCUUGUAAUUGUGACGCAGAAGGAUCUUACAAUCGUACAUGUGAUGCACUGACUGGUCAGUGUCACUGUCGACCUGGAAUUACUGGCUUAAGGUGUGAUGCAUGUAUUUCUUAUCAAUAUGGAUUUAGUCGAGAAGGUUGCAAGACUUGCGAUUGUGAUGUUAUUGGUUCACAAGAUCUUCAGUGCGACGCUGUUGGACAAUGUCCUUGUCUUCCAAAUGUUGAGGGACGUCGCUGCGAUCGCUGUAAAGAGAAUAAAUAUAAUCGUCAAUAUGGUUGCAUCGACUGCCCUCCUUGUUACAAUCUAGUUGAGAGUGCGGUCAAUUCCCACAGGAAACGUCUUGGUGAUUUAGAAGACACAUUAAAAAAAAUCAAUAGCAGUCCAACUGUUAUAAAAGAUUCUGAUUUUGAGAAGGAACUAAAAAAUGUUCAAGAAAGAAUAAAGAAGCUUGUUUCACUUGCGAAACAAGGGUCUGGAAAUGAGAAGAAAACAUUGGUUGAACAACUGGACGACAUCAGAGAUGAAUUGAAUGAAAUUGAAGAAAUUUCCCAAAAUGUUGAUCAAACUGCAAUGAAUGCACAGAAAAUUACCAUGCAGGGUCAAAUGAGCAUUGAUGAAGCCGAAAAAGUACUUGAUAAAAUUCACGAACAGUUGAAUGAAGAAGAGGAUUAUUUGAAUGUUGAUGGACAAACGGCCUUAAAGGAUGCUAGAAUACGAGCAGAACAAGUUGGCCAACAAAAUCAAGAAAUGACAAAUAUAGCAAAAGAAGCGCGAAGUUUGGCAGAUUUACAUGUAAAUGAAGCGAAGAAAAUACAUGAACUCGCAGAACUUGCUCGAAAUAAUUCAAUGGAAGCUUACAAUUUAGCCAAAAAAGCAAUAACAAUGAACUCAAAUAUUAGUGAUGAGAUAAAAAAUCUUGAUCAUCAACUCGGUGUUUUGGGAGACGGUUUUAAUGAAGUGUUAAACCUGACUGCAACAACACUCUUGAAAUCAAUUAACGUUUCUGACGAGGCACUCGGUUUAUUUAUUCAAGAUAUUACUAUUCCAAUUGUAAAUGUUAUUGAUUUACAAAAUCAUGUUGAUUCUAUUAAUAAUGAGGGUCAAAGACUUAAGGAAACGGCACAGUUACUAUUAGAAGACAAUGAAUAUAUUCUUAGAGAGAAGGCAGAGAAAAUAAAAGAUGGUGAAAAGUUGCUGGAAAGAGCUCAAGAACAGCAAAUCGUAACAGCAGAAUUAUUAUCUGAUGUCGAUGGGGCUAAUGCUAAAGCAGAAGAAGCUGUUAAUCGUGGCGCUCUAACUUUAAAAGAAGCUCAAGAAACUUUUCAAAAACUGAGUGAAUUUGACGCUGAAGUGCAACGAGUUCGUGUUAAAGCUGAUGAGGCUCUUAAAAAUAUUGAUAAUACUAAACAAUUGGUACACAAUGCAAUAAAUAAAGCAAAUGAGGCUCAAAAUGCACUAAAAGAUUCGGAGAAAAAUGCCAUGGGUGCUCGAAAUUUUGCAAAAAAUGCCCAAACAGACGCAGAAAAGGCCAGCGGAAAUGCAAAUAACAUUAGAAUCGAGGCCAAUAAAACAAAAAUGGAAGCCAUCAGAUUGGGAAGUGAAGCAGAAAAAUUACAUACUAGAGUUGAUAUUACUGAGUCACUGAUUAAACAAUAUGAAAAUCAAGUGGAAAGAGAUGUCAAUGCUACAAAUGAAGCAAACUAUAAAGUUGGUCAGGCUAAAACUAAUACCUCUCUUGCUUCUCAUCAAGUACAAAAAGCCCUUGAUGAUGUGACUGCAAUUGUUAAAGAAUUAGAAGCUUUGCCUGAAAUUAAUGAUGAGGAUUUGAAUCUCUUGGAGAAACGGUUACUUGCAGCUCAGGAAGAAAUAAAAGCUGCAAAUUUAGAUAAAAGAAUUCGAACUUUAACGGACGCAAAGAAUCUUCAGACUCAAUGGGUAAAAAAUUAUGAAGAUGAAGUAAAUCGUCUCAAAUUAGAAGUCGAAAAUAUAGACGACAUUAAAAAAGCUCUGCCUACAGAUUGCCACAAGCGUGUACGUUUAGAGCCUUGAGGGUUUCAUGCCAAAGACUUGAUUACAUAAAAAAAAAAUUUUAAUUUUUUUUUCUUAUAAUUUUCUAAUAAUCAAGUGAUUCGAUUCCACUUGAUUAAACAAUCAAAGUUAUUUUAUAAUUUUGUAUAACUUAAUUUUAUAAAAAAUAAUAAAUCUGUAUUAAUUACAAAAA
Leptopilina heterotoma is the source of this 5243-nucleotide messenger RNA. RefSeq names its product laminin subunit gamma-1 (gene LanB2). The transcript is spliced from 26 exons. The record is from RefSeq and is a predicted model, not a curated record. Lineage: Eukaryota; Metazoa; Arthropoda; Insecta; Hymenoptera; Figitidae. The coding region runs from base 206 to 5071 and encodes 1621 amino acids.